UUUCCACAUAUUGUGCUUAUUUGUAAAUUGAUACCGUCGGAAAUCUUGUCUGAAAUCGUGGUAUGCAAAAGAAUUUGGAAUCCUUCCUGAAAAAUGCCUACCGUUUCGGUCAAUCGGGACUUACUUUUCUCCAAAAUUGGGAAAGCUUAUUCCGACGAUGAAUUUGAUAAACUGUGUUUCCAAUUUGGAAUCGAGCUUGACGAAGUGGCGGAGGAUGACGAUGGCGUCGAAUACAAAAUCGACAUCCCUGCUAAUCGUUACGACCUCUUAUGCGUUGAAGGAAUCGCCACCGCACUCGCAGUUUUCACCGGAAAGAUCGAACCGCCCCGUUACACUAAACUGACCCCAAAGGUAAAGAUCACCACGGUCGUUUCCCCCUCGACCCAAUCCAUCCGGCCCUACCUGGUCACCGCCGUCCUUCGGAAUGUCACCAUAACUCCGGCCGCGUACAAGAGCCUGAUCGACCUCCAGGAAAAACUGCACCACAACAUUUGUCGAAAGAGGACCCUUGUCGCCAUCGGAGUGCACGAUUUGGACAAGUUGACCCCUCCCUUUACGUACAGCUGCGAACCGCCCGAGCAGAUCAAGUUUGUCCCUCUCAAUCUGGACAAAGAAUGGACGAACGCGAGAGACUUGAUGGAAUUUUAUGGGUCGGACACCCACCUCAAGCCAUACUUGCAUAUCAUAAAGGAUUUGCCAGCAUAUCCCGUGAUCCGAGACAGUUCAGGAAUAGUGCUUUCGCUCCCCCCAAUAAUUAACGGGGACCACUCAAAAGUCUCGACCUCCACGAGGAACAUCUUCAUCGAAUCGACAGCCACGGAUUUGUCGAAGGCGCACGUCGUUCUCGACACUUUGGUCGCAAUGCUGUCUCAAUACUGCGAGAACAAGGGGGAAGUCGAAAUAACUGAGGUCGUCUAUGAAAAUCGCCCUGUUGACAUCUGUCCAAAAUUAUUCACUAGAAAUAUGGCGUUGGACGUCGACACUGUAAACGAAACGGUAGGGAUUAGUAUUUCUGCGGGAGAGAUGGUCAGUACUUUAAAUCGGAUGGGAUUAUCUUCCCAAGUCAAAAAUAGUGGUCAAAUUUCUGUUCAAAUUCCUCCCACCCGGCAUGACAUUAUCCACACGUGCGAUAUCAUUGAGGACGUCGCUAUUGGCUUUGGGUAUGAAAAUAUUGUCCCCCAGUUGCCACCCACGAGCACGAUUGCGGCACAAAAUUCUCUGAACAAGUUGAGCUUCCAGUUAGCAAACUGCGUCGCUCAGGCCGGAUUUACGGAGGGGUUGACAUUUUCACUGUGCUCGAUGGAAGACGAAUGCGAAAAACUGCUUCAGCCACAAGCAACAAAAGAACCCAGCCUGGUCAUAAUUUCCAACCCGAAAAGCCAGGAUUUCCAGGUGGCAAGGUCAUCUCUGCUGCCCGGGUUGCUGAAAACGGUCCAAGCCAAUAAAGGAGUCCCUCUUCCACUCAAACUGUUCGAAUUUUCCGACGUGGUCCACCUGGAUUCUGAAAGUGAUACUGGGGCGAAAAAUUGUAGACAUUUCUGUGCCAUUUACACCAACAAGACGCCUGGAUUUGAAGUUAUCCACGGACUUUUAGACAGAAUCAUGCAACUGUUGGAGGUCAAAUUUGAGGAUGAGUAUAGUCUCAGAGCGGCGGAAGACCCAACAUAUUUUCAUGGAAGAUGUGCCGAGGUUAUCUAUCGGAACGAAGUGAUUGGAAAGAUGGGCGUUUUGCAUCCCAAAGUUCUCUCAAAUUUUGGAUGUGCUAUGCCCUGUUCGGCGAUUGAGAUAGAAAUUGAACCAUUUUUGUAAAUCUUUAGGAAUAAAGUUUGUAAUUGCAAA
Molecule: messenger RNA, 1839 nt
Organism: Folsomia candida
Lineage: Eukaryota; Metazoa; Arthropoda; Collembola; Entomobryomorpha; Isotomidae
Product: phenylalanine--tRNA ligase beta subunit
Exons: 7
Coding region: 94-1809 (571 amino acids)
Biological process (GO): phenylalanyl-tRNA aminoacylation
Cellular component (GO): cytoplasm; phenylalanine-tRNA ligase complex
Molecular function (GO): phenylalanine-tRNA ligase activity; RNA binding; magnesium ion binding
Source: RefSeq, a predicted model, not a curated record